AUGCAUUUGUUCUGUAACUGCGAUUACAUCCCCGGUGGCGACUGCACUUACGGUAGGAGUUAUCGCCUCCCAAACACUGGUAUCUGCGGUCUUCCUCCGCAGUGGCAGCUUGCGGAGCGCGGACACGUCGUCCAUCGUAAGCAUCCCACUGCUGCCAAGCGAGUGAGGACGAUCAAGCCCGUCAAUAUGGGAGGCUUUCUUGAUGACGGAUAUUCCUCUUCUCGUGAGGGAGCGAGGACAUUCUCCUUACUUGCCCAUGAAAACGGGGCACAGGCUUACGCUCUGGAUGCCAGUUUCAUGUAUUCAACUGAGGCUUACCUGCUUUCGGACAAUUCAGGACUGCCAGAAGCGGCCAUAGUUAUUGACGACGACUAUCUAAUCGAUAUUGAUGAACUGGGCCGCUUAAAUGCCUACCCGGAAAAUGUUGAAGAUUAUGAAUCAGAAGGCGCAAGUUCCAGGUUCCGCCCAUCGGCGGGCGAAGUGUCCAUGCGGUUGAGUCCAGAAGCAAGAUUGGACGGCAGCCAUCACUCUAAUUUACCCACGCCUCCGAGCUCUACGUCUCCGAGGGCCUGCACGCCUCCCCCGGUAUCCGAUCUUACCAGGGAUACUUGCGCGGAUUUUGUUGAAGUCGAAAGUACCUCUGGCGUGCGCUUGGCGCAAGGUAAUGUUUUGUUUUUGUGUAAAAUGGAAGACAACGCGAAACGACCUUACGAGAGUCCACAGCCCGAAAGACUCACUAGCAAAUGUACCUUAAGGCACUAUAAAAGCUUUUUUGGCCCGAAGGGCUUUCUACUAUUAGAAGCAAACGGAAUUCGGGGGCCCAUAAUGUGCUGGGCUCUUGAAGCAAUUGCGCGAGGCAGGUGCUGA
Molecule: messenger RNA, 867 nt
Organism: Dibothriocephalus latus
Lineage: Eukaryota; Metazoa; Platyhelminthes; Cestoda; Diphyllobothriidea; Diphyllobothriidae
Source: the annotation of a GenBank genome assembly